Vittaforma corneae ATCC 50505 is the source of this 597-nucleotide messenger RNA. RefSeq lists its product as uncharacterized. NCBI's taxonomy places the organism in Eukaryota, Fungi, Microsporidia, Nosematidae. The transcript has a single exon. The coding region runs from base 1 to 597 and encodes 198 amino acids. The record is from RefSeq and is a predicted model, not a curated record.
AUGAAUUUCACUGCAAAGACAAGGGAGCUGCUGACAAUCCUAGAGAACAUAGAAAAUAGCUACAAUCCCUCAUCCCCGCAAUACAAGUUCACAUAUGUCUUCUACAACAUUGUGGAUACUCCAGUAUCAAGGCCUCUCGACUUUCCUCAGGAUCUCUGGAAUAGAUACUACAUUCCAGACGCUCCGCUAAUGCCGGUCAUUCUAAAUAAGCAGCAGAUCGAGGAAAGGAGGAAGAUUCAGAGCGAUUUGAUUCUAAAGCUGGCCGAGUCUAAGAAUGGAAUUCUCAAGAAACUUGAAAGUCUCAAGUUUAAAAGGGAGAUGGUGAAGAACAAGCUUCAGAAUACGGUGAAUAAGUUUAGAGCAAAGCUAAGAAAAUAUGUGUAUUGCAAAGAAGAUAACGACGGGGUCUAUAGACUACAGACUGAUGUUAUUGAGAGGGACAAGCUAGUAUUAAAGGAAAGAAAGGAGGACGUUCUUAGACAUUUAAUAAAAAUGAAGGAAAGGCUAGAAUUAUUUGAGAAGAAAGUGUCGGAGAAUAUCCAUGUUUUAUCGGAGAAAGGUAUUGUACUUGCCAGGCAGCUGGACAAGGGAUAUUGA